AUGAGUAGUGAUUAUUCAGAUGAGAGUGAGAAGGUAAAGUAUCCAUCAUUUGUUCCUCCUAAGAAGUUCAAUGACUAUAAGUGGGUGUUAGGAAGCUUGUUUUCAACAAGGGAAGAGUUCAAGGAAGCUGUAGCAAGUUAUGCUGUUCACAAUGGUAGGGAUUUAAGAUACCUGAAGAAUGAUAAGACUAGAGUCAGAGUGGGUUGCAAGGAAGGUUGUGGAUGGGUGGCUUUGUGUUCUAAAUUGCCACAUGAGGAUACUUGGCAGUUAAGAACAUUAAAUGAUAAUCACACUUGUAGUAGAGAGUAUAAUGUUAGGAUGUUUAAUACAAACUGGCUAGGGAAGAAGUUGUAUUCAACAGUUAGAAUUAACCCCAGUGUCAAACUGACUGCUAUUUGUGACAAAGUACAUGAAAAAUGGAAUGCUGGAAUGAAUAGGAUGAAAGCUUACAGGGCAAGAAAGGCAGCAUUAGAUAUGGUUGAAGGGUCUUUCAAGGAACAAUAUAGAAGACUUUAUGACUAUACACAUGAGCUACUAAGAUCUAACCCAAACAGCACCAUUAAGAUCAAUGUCCAAGCAACUGAUGUGAAUCCUACUGAAUUUGAACAACAACCAGAAGAUUAUGUUAGCAGGCCAUUACUACCAAGCUUCCAUAGACUUUAUAUGUGCCUUGAAGCUUGCAAGAAAAGUUUCCAAGUUUGUAGACCAAUAAUAGGAAUAGAUGGAUGUUUUCUCAAGGGCAACUAUGGUGGGCAGGUUCUUGCAGCAGUUGGGAGAGACCCCAAUGAUCAAAUGUUGCCCAUUGCAAUGGCUGUAGUUGAAGCUGAGACAAAAGAUUCUUGGGCAUGGUUUUUUGACCUGCUAGUUAGAGACUUGGGAGGACCAGAAGUAUGUAAGAAAUUCACUUUCAUUUCAGAUCAGCAGAAGGUAACAUUAUUGUCUUAA
This is a messenger RNA of Vicia villosa (hairy vetch), 945 nucleotides long. RefSeq lists its product as uncharacterized. The record is from RefSeq and is a predicted model, not a curated record. The coding region runs from base 1 to 945 and encodes 314 amino acids. NCBI's taxonomy places the organism in Eukaryota, Viridiplantae, Streptophyta, Magnoliopsida, Fabales, Fabaceae. The transcript has a single exon.